Varanus komodoensis (Komodo dragon) is the source of this 3321-nucleotide messenger RNA. RefSeq names its product ubiquitin specific peptidase 18 (gene USP18). Lineage: Eukaryota; Metazoa; Chordata; Lepidosauria; Squamata; Varanidae. The coding region runs from base 147 to 1376 and encodes 409 amino acids. Gene Ontology annotation, cellular component: cytosol; nucleus. The transcript is spliced from 12 exons. The record is from RefSeq and is a predicted model, not a curated record. Gene Ontology annotation, molecular function: cysteine-type deubiquitinase activity; cysteine-type endopeptidase activity. Gene Ontology annotation, biological process: protein deubiquitination.
AAGCGGUGGCGCUGCGAACGGAGCUGUUCUCAGGCUCCUGCAGACUCAAGCUGGCUAAGAAGUGGACCAAGCACCUCUUUCCCUCGGUUCGCAGAGACAGAAAAAGAUCUGCCUUCCUUAACUUGGUGGCCUCCAGAUGUGUUGAAAUGCAACUCAUUGUGCUGGCUGAGAACAAUAGAAGUUGCAGACAACUGGUGGGCAUCAAAUCAGCCUGGUUGAUGGGUCAGGGAGUUGGAAGGCCACUGGAAAGCAAAAGUCAGAAACUGGAUGAAUUUCAGAGCAUGAAUGCUGAGGCGCAUCAGACAGAUGAAGAAGAAAGCACAGAGAAUGCUUUGGAAAAUCUCAACCAGCAGCUCAAAGCAAUCUUUGGGAAGGCAGAUUUAAGAAAUGAAGCGGUUGGCUUGUACAAUAUUGGUUUGAGCUGCUGCCUUAACUCCUUGCUUCAAGUUUUCUUCAUGAACAGACACUUCACUAUGAUACUCCGGAGAAUUCAAGUGCCAUUUGAUCCUGAGGAGAAGAAAUUGAGCGUCCCUUACCAAAUGCUGCUGCUUUUGGAACAGAUGCAACGGGGCAAGCAAAAAUCUGUGCACCCCCUGGAUCUUGUCAAGUGUCUGGUGAAGCACAAUAUGAAAUUAUUUGUUCUGCAUGAUGCUUCACAACUCUUCCUGCAGCUCUGGAACCUAAUUAAGGACCAAAUUGCCAAUGAAGAGCUGGUUGAAAGACUGACUCGUCUGUAUACCAUCCAGCUGCAGGAAUACCUGGUGUGUCAAAAGUGCUCGCUUAAAACAAGGAAAGACAGCCACAUGGUGAUGCUUCCCCUUCCCAUGUUUGAUGUUAAUUUUCAUCGAGUCAGGACUUUGGAAGAUUCAUUGCGCUGUUUCUUUGCACCAGAAGAGCUGACAGAGGAAAAUACUUUUCACUGUGACCAGUGCCACAAGAAAACCUCAUGUGUGCGGAGCACGAAACUAACAUCUUUGCCCCAGACUCUGAUUUUGCACCUAAUGCGCUUCUGCACCAAGGAGGGCAACAGGACGUGGAAGAUCAGCCAUUCCUUAGUCUUCCCACAGAGCCUCGAUUUCAGCCAGAUCCUGACAACAGAGCAGUAUCACCCAGAUGCCCAGAAUCAGGACGAUGGGUUGUACGAUCUCUUUGCGGUUGUGGCCCACUCAGGAUCAGCUGACAUUGGUCAUUACUGCGCAUACAUCUGGAGCCUUAUAAAACACAAAUGGUAUUGCUUCAAUGACUCCAGUGUCUGUCCGGUAUCUUGGGAUGAUGUCAAAUGUACCUAUGGAAAAGCACAUCUCCACUGGGGAGAAACAGCCUAUCUCCUGGUUUACUUGAAAAGGAACUGCAACGAGCUCUACUUUGAUCCUUGAUAUUUCCAGGCAACUAGAGAGAUGCUCCAGUUGGUAGUUCCAGAGUUGUCACAGACCCUAGCAAGAUCUUUGACUUUUUAUCCAUAUCAGUGCAGAAGAAUGUAAGGGACAGUGUGAAAGACAGGAAGGAGGAUCAGGAAUAAUACUGCCUCCUGGAAGAUUUGCUGAAAAGCAAGGAAGCAUAUUUCUUUGCAAACACUUCUGGAAAGCCGAGUAGCCUUAUCUCCAGGAAGAACUUGUGUCUGGCUGCUAUAGAAGGCAUGACUAUUAUUUUUGCAUAAGGAGAAUGUUGUAGUAGCUUGUGUCUGUGGAAGAUGGAACUGCAUUUCAAACUGAUUUCUUUGAACCAGUCCAAUUACCUUCUUGAAUUCUUUUUAAGGCAUGUGACUUUGGAAGCAUUCUAACAAUCAAAACCCUCCCUAAACCACUUUCCCAAGAGACAAGGGAAUUGUAGCUUGCUGAGGAUGCUAAGAAUUAUUUUAAGAGAUCCCCAUUCCUUCUCCUCCUACUUUAACAAAACUGGUCCCCAGGAUAUCCUGGACAGAAGCAUGGACAAUUUAAACAAGCUGUUCUGUAGCAGAGAACUGCUGUUGAAUUUGCUGACACAGACCCACAGAUACAGAUAUUGUUGACACAUGAUUUGAGAGGGACCCCUGUCUUUUGUAAAGCGGCCUACUUUUCAAGAAGUGGGAAGCAGGCAAAGCAAGAGCCAUGGGGCACCCAGCUCUAGUGCAGUAAUAGUUGACCGAUCCAAGAAAUACAGUGGCUGCCACCUACUAUGAAAACCAGCCCCACUCUUCGGUCUCCUGGGGACAUGUAUCAGCCCUGGGGCCUUUACUUACGGUGAGCCCAAUGUUCUUACUGCCAUCUCUGCAUUGUUAGUAGGUUUUUAAAUCACUUUAAAAAUCUUUUAAAAAAUUACCAGACAGCCUGCAGUAGGCAUCUGUGGUCCCCAUCCUGCAUUGUGAGGUAACUGACAUUGCCCUGGCUCACAUUCUGUAGUGCAGUUUACUCAUAAGCAGCCCUACAGACUUGUACUAUGACAUUGUCACAAACUGCCUAGUCUGAAACAUUCUGAAAUUCCAGCCUCUCACCUUUUAUGUCUUUUUCCCUUAUAAACCAAAGUGUGCCCAAGGCUCAAAAAGGCACAGUUACUUUAUAUUUAAAAUGUUAUUGGUUUUUACUGUGUUUUUAUUGUGUUUUUUUCUUGUAAUUGUGAGCUGCCCAGAGGUGCCGUGGCACAAUUGGGUGCCAUACAAAUGUUUUAAAUAAAUAAAUAAAUAAAUAAAUAAAUAAAUAAAUAAAUAAAUGUGCCACAGAAUCUCCAUAGGGGUAUUAUUAUAUCCCCCCAAAAAGGCCGCAAACAAAGAAACAAAAGAAAGUUCAGCAAGAUCACUUGGGUCUCUUUUUAAAGCUAAAAUCUUCAGGAAUCUGAGUCAAAAUCUGUUUUGAAACUUUGCUAUGAUAUUUUUCAAGUUGGUGGAACAACCUAUUGGUAUGAAAAGAAAAAGUUAAUUCACUAAGCAUUGUUAAAUAGAUUUUCUUGUUUUGCCUAGCUUCCAGAAGGAUUAAACCUGUGUUCCCUGAGAAGCAGAAGUUAGUCUUAUUUGACUGAUACCUUCUGGGAGACAAUUUCAGCCUGAACAAAGGCUUUUCAUUUGCAGAAUUUUUCUUGUCUGAGGAACUUUUCAUCAGGGAACAAAAAUAACCCCAAAUGCAAUUAAGAACUAGAGACAAGGACAUUAUAUACUCUAAAUGGAUGUAAACAUGAGUAAUGCAACAUUAAGGACCAUGAAGUCCAUCCUGUUUUGUAUUUAAGUAUCUGGUCAGAUAGGGAUGCAGGUGGCACAGUGGUUUAAACUGCUGUGCUGUUGGGCUGGGUGAUCGAAAGGUUGCCGGUUCGAAUUUGCACAAGGGAGUGAGUUCCCGUGCUCCGUCCCAGUUC